GACAACAAGCGUGGGAGUCACGAUUAGGUGAGAUCAUAUCGAUCGUUUGAGUUAAUUUUUGAGAAAUUCAUUUUCAUUGAUAACAAAUUUUGAAGUUCAUAAACUGUAGAGGUUAUAUGGAUGUGAUCAUGGCCAUGAUUUAAAUUAAUUUUACAAUAGUUUGGUACAAAUUAACAGUGAAGAAAACGGUAUCGGACCCGUCAUAAAAUAAGAACUUAAAAAAAAAGAAGAUCAUGUGCCCACAUGUUGAAUUUCGUGUUGGCUAAAUUUGAAUUCGGGUAGUAAUUUAUUUAGGCUUUUUCAGUUUUUGCCUUUACUGUUUACAAUUAAACAUGUUUAUCUGAAAAUGUAUAAUAAAUACUUAUCAAUGCUUGCCUGCCGGAUGAUCCAGUACUUCAUGAUGUAUCUGGUACAUUUGUAAUUGUCUCUUGUAAUGUUGUAAAUCGGAUCAAAAAUCAGAUCGAAAAUCGGAUCGGCAGUUAAGCUUCUAAAAUCGAAAUCGAAUCGAAAAUCGAAUCGGUGAUGUUUAAAAACAAAGGAAUACAUCAAAAUGUUGUUCGCGGUCGCGCGCAUCUUCCUGACAAAGUCACAAAGACGAAUGCUUUGGAAUGGAAGUCGCCAACAUGCGCGAUCGUUUGGAACAUGUUUUAAAGCCAGGGGUUUUGAGGUGUUAUUGCUUUAAAAUAAACCGAGUGAUUUUUAUUAGAAAGAUAAACGAAAGACGCACCUUCCGAGCAAAGGCGCAAAGGAAAAUAAAAUGAAAAUAUUUCUCAUAGAUCACAGGUUAAUGAACGAUCGGCGGGACAUCUUUUAGAAGUAUUUUUAGGUGCUAGCGAUUUAGAAUUAUUGGAAUGAUCUCUUACGACGCAUCAUCUUAAAGUCGCAAGUGCAAUUAAAAUGAAGUAGACGACGCAAGCACGCACGAUGAUUUGAAAUAUGUUAUUAAAAUGCUUUGGGUAGCUAGCGUUUUCAAAUCAAUUUGAAGUUCACGGCGGGGUCCGCUAUCACCACGAGGUUGAAGAGAAGAUGUCUAUCAUCAUAAAGGAGAUUAAUUUUAGUCUGAUCACUGAUGUCUGUUUUAAAGAGGAAUGCUGCACCAUUAGUUGAGAGGACUAGAUCUGUAAUAGAGCUUGAGCUUGACCAAUUUCAAGAAGCGUUGAACAGGAGUUGUUGCACUUGCAGUCAUGGACUCGCAUAGUGAGAUGUACCCUCAGCGGUUUGCCAUGCAUCGCAACAAUGUACUAAAGUGGGAUUACAAGCUGAAUCUGGUAGGAAGGAAGGAUCCUGAUCCCAAAAUUCACAACUGUGAGAAAUGUAGCUUUCCUAUCAUGUCAUACGGAAGAAUGAUUCCAUGCAAACAUGUGUUUUGCUUUGACUGUGCCAAGGCCACAGACAAAAGUUGUUUAAGAUGUGAAGAUCCUGUACAGCGAAUAGAGCAGUCUCCGCUGGGUAGCAUAUACCUCUGUGCUUAUGGAGCUCCAAAGCAUUGUCAUUCUGGAUGCCGCAGAACUUACCUGUCACAAAGAGAUCUCUUGGCCCACAUCCACCAUCGUCAUUUGCCAAAACCUAUGACUCAGGUAGCAUCAUCAACUGCUUCAGCUGUAAAGGAUCAAGGUCACAGUACAAUGUCCAGAGUGACUGAUCCAAGAUCCGAAUCCAAGGGUGACCCUCGAAAUCAUCAGCCGUAUGUUUCUUCCCACUCGGAACUGUACCCUGGUCCAACUCCUGCACAGGCUUCCCAUAUCAUGCCAGAGCAAAUGCCGUAUGAGCCACGUCCAUCAGAGCCAACAAGUAGCCAAAGUGGACCCGAGGAUUACCACGUCAGCGUGCCAGUGCGGAAGUCCAACCUCAUCACGGUCCCACUGCACGACAGUAGCAAAGACUACCAGCAGUCCUCUCAGGUCCAUGGUGCAGUUUCAUCCUACCCAUCACAAGCUCCUAUAGUUCCUGUCCAGCAGCAGCAGCAGCAUCAAGGUCCACCCCCACCUCCUCCACCACAACAUGUGGCCUACCCUCCGCAUCUGCCUCCGUCUACUGCUGUACCUCACGUGCCCAUCUCUCAUCCACCCCCUGUGUCUGGUUCGUACACGGGGCCACCAAUCAGUGGACACCAAGUGAUGCACAUCAUGCAUCCCCAGCAAGCUCCAGUAUACAGUCAGGGAGGUGUCCCACUACCCCCAAUGAACCCCCACUAUGACAGUACCCCACGACCUUCUUUCCAAUCAAACACUCCCAUCCCAGUGGGCAAUGCACCAUUCCCAGCCCCUGGGGUACCAAUACCCAGGCCGGGUUGGCCAGUCGGUCCUCCCCCUACUUCUAGUAUGCCCCCUCCCCCACAAACAAACAUGCCACCCCCACCACCCCCUUCGCAAGUACAAACAAUGGUGAAUCAGGUACCCUCCAUGCCACCUCCACAAGCUCCGCCAGGUGCUCGGCCUGAAAUGGGACCGCCGCCGCCUCCUAUGGGACCCCCAAUGACUGAAGCACCUCGUUAUCAUGGCCAGUACUUCUCAUGAGCCAACAAUGAUGCAAAAGACACAAUACAACUAAUUUGUGAAAUAUGUGUUAUAGCUGUGUAAAUAUAUGUAGUUUGGAUAACUAUCUGUCAGCUGAAAAUUAAUACGUAUUUGGAAAGCUUGACUCUAAAGUCCUUGUUUCAUAUUCAGAAUAUCUUCUGAAUGACAAUGUCUGCAAUGAAUCUUAAUUUUAUUUGUGGGUGAAGUGAUAGAUUUGGAUAAAGAUUACCCAUUUAAAUUAAACUUUAUCUACUGAAUAAUCUUUUAUAUGAAGUUAAGAAUACCAGUAUUGUGGGAACAAAAGAUCCUGCAUCUUAUCUUAUAAUGAAAGGUUACAUUAAAUCAAUCUUUGAUAAGCUAUCCCAAUAAUUGUCCAUGUGUAAGACAUGCAAUGUCUACAAUACUCCCUCAAGAUCUCCAUCUUAUUUUCUUUGUUAUGGUUAUGUUAUUCUAGCAACACACAAUGUUUGCAAUUUUUAUAAAUGUUUGUUUAAAACAAGUUGAAUUGUAUUUUGGUCCUUUUACAUUUUUAUAUGUAUGUGUAGUGUGCAAAUAGUGAGGAAUUGGAACAUCAAAUGGAGAUAUUGAUAGUUUGUAUGUAAAGUUUUGGAAACUUGCGUUAUUCCUUAAGAAAAUAUUGUAUCUCAAGACUCAAGCUAUGGUAUGAUGAUAGUUAUUCAUUUUUAUACCCACAUCAGUACGCCAUAUGUUUUCAGGUUGUCCAUCUGUCUAUCACGUUUUAUCGUGAUAACUAAAGAAGUAUUGGCCAGAUCAACUUCAAACUUGGUAUAGGAAUGACAAUGAUCUGAAAUUUUGUUGAGCAUGAACCUCACAUAAUGUAUUUAAUGCGAGAAAUAGUGGGGGAGGGGGAUGGGCAUAAUGCCCCCCCUUACUUAAGACGGAUUAGAUUCGUAAAAUGCAUUUGUUAUCAAUAAGGAGUAUUUGUGUAGUGUACAAGUUGUUUGGUAACAAUAACACAUUAUAUUGGAAUAUGAAAUCUUACAAUGUAAGGAUCUCCUUGACAAAAUGAUAUUGUGUAUGUAUCUCUUUUUUAUACUGUAAGUUUAUUGUUGUUCACUCGGUAACUGAUGAGUCAGAAUGCUCAUUUUCAUAUCUUUAACAAGUGUUAUUCCAAAUUAAAGGGGACAAACCAGUUGAAAAAUAAAAGAUUUCUGUUCUUAUUUUCUUUUUGAUUGAGGAAUCCAGACUUCUCUGAACAAAAAAUGUAUUUGAGAUAAUAAAACAUUUCAUAUUUUAUGCAAUGAUUAGCAAUUCAUUGGGACAUUUUAGCCUGCCUAGUUCAAGAUUGACAAUGAUAUUGGAUACUGCUUUAUUUUCACGCAAAAUGCAAAAGAUGUUUAUGUUAGCAGUUUAGCCAAUCUCUGCAGAAGGAUGGCUCUGUAGAUUUAAUUUACAUAGUCUAUUUUUCCUUAGGUGACUGCGCAAGUCCUCUCCAGGGUAGAGGAAAGGAUUGGGCAUUGAGAUUGGGUUUUGGAUUAACUCGGUAAAAAACAAUAAAGUGUAUUGAUUCUGAUUUAAAGGAAUCUCUUGCUUAUAAGUUUUAGCAUUAAGGUAUGACGUCUGAAUGAGCAUCUUCAUUUUUGUAUGUAUGUGAUGUUCAUGUUGAUUAAUAUUACUUGAGAUCCAAAUAUAAUGAAGAAACAUUAAAGUGAAUGUGUAACAUUUUAAGAUUAAUUAACAUUCAAUUUCAUUGUCAUACCUGAAAAUGGCACAAACAUAUUAGUUUUAAAAUUAUGAUCUGAAAGUCACAAUAUCCACUGGACUUUUAUUUAGUGAAAAGGUUCAGCCAUUUUUUGAAAAAUUAUGUCACAAAUCGCUAGAGCUUUGUUACUUCCAGUCCUUGUAAUGUCUGCUUAAUUUUCUUGAUUCAUUUGAAAAAAAAAUACUACUCCAGAAUGGUGUAAACAAUGAAGUUAUAAUUAAAAAAUUGAAUUUGAAAAUUGUAGUUUAUCCAUGGGAAGUAUCUUUAGAAAGUAAUCUGAGCUAAUAAUUGAAAAUCACACUACUUAUAUCAAUGAUCAAUCAUUUUAACCAUGUGGAAUUUUUUUCCCUCACUUCUAGGAAAUAUUAAACAUUGCUCAUUGUAACCUAUCUAAUGCAUUUUUAUUCAAAAAUUUUGUGUUGCAGAGUUUUUGAGAAAUCAUUCUACCUAUAUACAUAUUUUAUAUUUACUUGGAUAUUUUGUAUACAUGUAUGCACAAUGUUUAUAUAAUAUUGCCCCCUUUUGUAAAUCUGGUUGAAAGAUAUUCAGUGAUAGUCAAUGCCUCCUAAUAAGAAACGAAGAAAUUACAUGCAUAUGUGAGCCAAACUGUCUGUACUUGCUUUACUUGUUUUAUGUUCAAAUGUGAACUGAUAUAUAUGAAUUUUGUUUUCAUCAUAAAAUAAAUAGUGAAAUAAAAAUGACUAUGGUACACCUUUUUUUAAACAACUGAAAAAUGAUAAUUCAAGGCUGACAUCAAUAUAAAUGUUACUAGUACUAAAAAAAGUUUUCUAAUAUUUAGAACUGCCUUUAGAUGUUGAACAGUCCACUUCAGUUAGAAUCUUUUAAAAGGAUAAUAAAAGUAAAAGACUGGCCCCUUGCUA
Lytechinus pictus (painted urchin) is the source of this 5120-nucleotide messenger RNA. Its product is annotated as E3 ubiquitin-protein ligase Hakai-like. Gene Ontology annotation, molecular function: ubiquitin protein ligase activity. Lineage: Eukaryota; Metazoa; Echinodermata; Echinoidea; Temnopleuroida; Toxopneustidae. The record is from RefSeq and is a predicted model, not a curated record. Gene Ontology annotation, biological process: regulation of cell adhesion; protein ubiquitination. The transcript has 5 exons. Bases 1185 to 2516 code for a protein of 443 amino acids.